Molecule: messenger RNA, 1962 nt
Organism: Trichoderma gamsii
Lineage: Eukaryota; Fungi; Ascomycota; Sordariomycetes; Hypocreales; Hypocreaceae
Exons: 5
Coding region: 1-1962 (653 amino acids)
Biological process (GO): signal transduction
Cellular component (GO): protein phosphatase type 2A complex
Molecular function (GO): protein phosphatase regulator activity
Source: RefSeq, a predicted model, not a curated record
AUGAUGAAGCGAUUCAGCCAGAGACUCUCGCGAGGCAAAGACGCCGCAAAGUCCUCCAAGAAGAGUAAGGAUUCCAAGGAUGGGACCUCGUCUCCCUCGUCUCGAGAUGCCAACCAGUCCCCGGUCCUGACCCCGUCGUCUUCGACAUCGACCCUCAACGACCCUCGCAACAAGCCGCUGCCCCCAAACUCUGCUCUUGGGGGUGACCAUGGUGCCAAUCAGCCCUCGGGCCUUGGUGCUGGCCAGCAGGGCCUCGAUCGAUUUGGACCGAUGGGCGGCGCGGGCAGUCCCAACGGCGCCAACGCGGGUGGUAGAGGUCCCCCAACCGUCGUCAUCAGUCCGACUCCAGGGCACAUCCCUCCCCCUGGAGCCACCGAAACAAUGCCUCACGAACUGGCGCCCCCAAAGGCCGGCCAAAAGUCGCUGAUGAUCAAUCGUAUGGAUAACCGAGAUGCCAUCCCAGAGGGCCUGCGGACACCAAAGCGACAGCACUCAUCUCGAUUCGACAUUUCCGCCCAUCGCGAGCUGGAGAAACUUCCGGGCUUCCACGAGGUACCGCCUAACAGGCGCCAGGAGCUCUUUAUGCAAAAGAUUGAUCAGUGCAAUGUCAUCUUUGACUUUAACGACGCUAGUGGUGACAUGAAAGCCAAAGAGAUCAAGCGACUAGCUCUCCACGAGCUGCUGGACUACGUUGCCAACAACAGACAGGUCAUCACUGAGCCUAUGUAUCCCAGAGUUGUCGAGAUGUUCAGCAAGAAUCUGUUUCGACCAAUCCCGCCGCCAUUGAACCCCCAAGGCGAGGCAUUCGAUCCGGAGGAGGAUGAGCCCGUCUUGGAGGUUGCUUGGCCGCACAUCCAGGUCGUCUACGAGUUUUUCCUGCGCUUCAUUGAAAGCCAGGACUUUAACACCAACAUUGCCAAGGCAUACAUUGACCACAGCUUCGUGCUUCAGCUGCUAGAUCUCUUUGACUCUGAGGAUCCUCGCGAGCGAGAUUUCUUGAAGACGACUCUCCAUCGCAUUUACGGCAAGUUCCUCAACCUGCGAUCAUUUAUCCGACGAUCCAUCAACAACGUCUUCUUCCAAUUCACAUAUGAAACGGAGAGGUUCAACGGCAUUGCCGAGCUUCUAGAAAUCCUAGGCUCCAUUAUCAAUGGCUUUGCCCUGCCUUUGAAGGAAGAACAUAAGAUCUUCUUGACCCGAGUCUUGCUUCCGCUUCACAAGCCCAAGAGCUUGAGCAUGUACCACCCUCAACUCGCUUAUUGUAUUGUGCAGUUCCUGGAAAAGGAUGCAUCCCUCACCGAAGAUGUUGUCCUUGGAUUGUUGCGAUACUGGCCAAAGGUUAACAGUACAAAGGAGGUCAUGUUCUUGAAUGAGGUUGAAGACAUCUUUGAGGUCAUGGAUCCCGCUGAAUUCGCCAAGGUCCAAGAGCCUUUGUUCCACCAGCUUGCCAAGUCUGUGGCGAGCCCCCAUUUCCAGGUCGCCGAGCGUGCGUUGUACUUCUGGAACAACGAAUACUUCUGCAAUCUCGUAAGCGAUAACGUGGAAAUUAUCCUCCCCAUCAUGUUUGCUCCUCUCUACGAAAACUCAAAGGGCCAUUGGAACAGGACAAUUCACGGCAUGGUUUACAACGCUAUGAAACUCUUCAUGGAGAUCAACCCUCAGCUCUUUGAUGAUUGCUCUCAUGAGUAUACAGAGCAGCAGAACAGCGCCGCAGCCCGAGAGGCGCUGCGAGAGCGAAAGUGGGCUGCUCUAUCCCAGCAAGCUGACGAGCGAAGAGCAUCACUGGGACUGGCCACAGUUGAGGACCCUGGCAGGGCUCGCGGAGGAAGCCUCCCACGGGUUGACGAAGUUGACACUGCCGAGGAUAACCAGAAGCGCCUCGAUUCGCUAAAGCUUCAAGAUGCUACCGGACGACAGCAACAUGAGCGACAAGGUUCCGUAGGGUCCAACCGAAGCAGAUAG